Musca domestica (house fly) is the source of this 3900-nucleotide messenger RNA. Its product is annotated as zinc finger protein 236. Gene Ontology annotation, molecular function: zinc ion binding; RNA polymerase II transcription regulatory region sequence-specific DNA binding; DNA-binding transcription factor activity, RNA polymerase II-specific. Gene Ontology annotation, cellular component: nucleus. The transcript is spliced from 7 exons. Bases 275 to 3742 code for a protein of 1155 amino acids. NCBI's taxonomy places the organism in Eukaryota, Metazoa, Arthropoda, Insecta, Diptera, Muscidae. The record is from RefSeq and is a predicted model, not a curated record. Gene Ontology annotation, biological process: regulation of transcription by RNA polymerase II.
UCUCAGACUCUUAUCAAGUAAAAAAGAAAACAGCUGUUGGUAAGCAGCAACAAUAAACAGUGUGGUGUAUUUCAGCUGGCCACUACGGUUGUUUGACAAAAGUGUUCUGUAAAAAUAAAUUAAAUAACAAGAAAUAUUAAUCAAUACAAGUUUAACUAAAUGUUAAUUUGUAUUAUGUGUAUAGACGCAUUCACCAACAACAACAACAGUUUGUUUGAAUGAAGUAAAUGAGAAAUAAAAAGCUUCCAGCCGUCGUGGCUAACACCUCUCCAUUAUGAAUGCCGAUCUUGAUGACACUCACCUCUGCAUUAAAUGCAGUCAAACGAUAAUAGGCCUUGAAAACUAUAUUCAACAUCGCAAACAAAACUGCAAUCGAAAUACAACCACAGCGACUGUAACCACAACGAAUACGAAAGAUUCAACGUCCCAUACCGUAACUCCAUCGGAACAUCGUAACUCCGAUGUAACGCCACCAAUAAAUUAUGAGCCAUUUAAUUUCAAUGAACCCGAGCAACCAACAGCUGCCAGUCACGGUGGAAAAAGUUCAAAAAAUCUUGGAGAGAGUUAUGAAUUGCCGUAUGAAUUGGGUGCCGAUGUAUUCUUUUCAUCACUACAAUUGCAAAGUGUUCAAUCGUCCGUUGCUCAUCAUCCUGUCGCGACACAUCAGAGUAGUGGUGGCAAAACAGGUGGUCCUGGUCAAUUACAAAGACAAAAAUCCCUACAAUCUGAUCAUUCUUCACAUGAAGUAGAGUCAUGGAUGGCAACCCAUCAUGGCGACCAACAUGGCAGUGACAAUCUUCUGAAAGCCGUAAAUGACAUGGGCGAGGCAAAGAAGUCAUAUGAGGCCCUUUUUAAGCCCAUAACAUAUGAACACGAAUCGCCAGAAUUAAGCGAGGAGGAAGAGGACGAUGAGGCUGAUGUGGACGAAAUAGAUGAUGACGAUGACGAAGAUUAUGAACCAGAAGCAGAAGGCCAUGCCACAGGUGGUAAAUGGAAAUUGCCACUGCUAAGACAUUCUCCUCCCGUUGUGCCAGCCACGCAUACGGGUGGCAAAUGGAAACCCGAACAUAGACCAAACCUUCGAGUUACCCAUUCGCAAUUGUCUAGGCUAUCGCCAAACUGGGAUGACCAUAUGGACGAUGUUGAUAUAAAUGACUGCCAACACCCGCCCUCGGAUCACACAAAAGGCAAAUGGAUACCUGGAACCAAAGUCCAACGUUUGGAAUACAAGGAGGCCGUCGAGUUGGCAAAACAUUCUACAAAACAGGAUUAUUGGUGUAACAUUUGCUGUCGCAAAUUGAAGAGUAAAGCUAUCUAUGAGAACCAUCUGAAGACAAGCUAUCCCUUGAAACGUUACGAACCCGAAACCCAGUUAGAAAAGGCGGUUAUUGAAGAAAUCCCACGUGAGGACAUUAACAAGGGCUUUGCAGUAAAGACAGCUAAAAUGCAUGCAGUAACUACUGCGUCCACUUCGGCAAUUGGCAAAAAGCGGAAACGACGCUCUACUUUCUUGAGAUGCAGUUUAUGUAAACAUGUCAUGAGCAGACAUCUCAUUGGCAAGCACCUGAUUUCUCACUAUCAUUAUCGCCGCAUGCAACUACAUCCUGGCCUAUCGCUACACAUGAUUUUGGAUAAUAUCCAUUCGAUAGUGCUGCAGUCUCCCUUCCAAUGUCGCCCUUGUCGUUUUUAUGCCAACACCGAGGAGGCAUUUCUGCUCCACUGGAGUUCUGCUUCGCAUUUAGAUGCUUCCGAAGGACCGGGUCGUUUUUGGUGUUCCUAUUGUCGAUUUGAAUGUGAAGAUAAUAAUCAAAUGCGACGUCAUCUUUUGAGUCCCGAGCACAAGGAAGUUUUACUGGCCAUUAAUCGUUCUGUGCCGAUUUGCAUUAGCAAACGCCGGACCUUGAGUUGCUUGAAAUGUGGAUCUGGAUUUCGUUACAAUUUUGAGCUUCGCCGACACAUUCGUAGUCACCAUCCUGAAAUGGAAUACUUUGGAACAGCUUCGGAUAUUUAUCAAUCGAAAUUUAAAUGUCUUACCUGUCCAGAGGUUCUGCCUUCACAAAUAGCCCUCCAACGCCAUGAAAAAUUCAAACAUUCUGUAUCGAAAUAUUUUUGCUCGAUAUGUUCGCUAGAGUUCAAUAGUCCGUGUAAGGCAAGACGACAUCGCAAAACCCUAGAACACAAACAAAAAGCUUCCGGUAUUGAAAAGAAAAACGCUAAAAAUAUGGGGGAGGAGAAAUCGACAAUGGAUUUCGAAAUACGCGACAUUAUAGAAAUUUCUAAACCAAAAGUUUCAGAUUCCAUACUGGCCACAGACUCCUUCAUUACAAUCUACUCGGAUAACAUGGAAUACGAUGUUCGUUGUGUAUCCUUACAUCCGGCCGCAGAGUUAAAAUGGAAGGAUAGUGUAGAACUAAAAGAGUGGAAAACAAGCAAUACCUGUGCCACUGAAAAUCCUAUAACAGUUAUUCAGGACAAGAUUAAAAUUGAAACUAACUCCGAUGACGAGCCAUGCACUAGUGCUGAAGCAAUUAAAAGAGAGAAACUUCGAAAAUCUUUAGAAAUUAAGAAAACAAACAAAUGUCUUAAUUGUCAGGAAAUCUUCCAAUCUAGAGAUCAGUUAAUAGCACACCGUGAGAAAGAGCACUCCCUUUCCGUGUGUAUGGUAUGUGGGGAAAAAUUUGUAAAUGGCCAGAAAUUGGGUCAACACUUGCGAAAAUGUAAACCCAAAAUUCUUGGUAAUCGUGAAACAUCAGACUCGAAUGCUGGAACAAAAGGAGACGUGGAAAUGACAAGUCAAGAAGCGAAAGUGACACCUGAACAUGGAGAUGUAUUGCGGAAAUGCGAUCUAUGCGAAUUUGUCUCGCCUUAUGAGUCGGAAAUCAUCUUUCAUAACCUAUAUCACACCAACGUGUCCAUGGCAACACAAGAUCAAAUAAAAUGUCCUCUGUGUGAGAAAACAUUUCGGAAACAGUCAUUACGUUGUCAUUUGCGCCGUCACACAAAUGAGAAGAUAUUCGAAUGCACCCUAUGUGGGCUCAAGUACGCCAGAAAAUAUAAUCUAAAAGAUCACAUAGAUAGAGUCCAUGGCACAGUGAAUAAGCUGGAGAUGGGUGUUGUGAAUCAAAACAUACAAAAGAAAGAUUUUCAAUGUGACUCGUGUGAGAAGGUCUUUAAAAGCAAGCGAAGUUUACAGGACCAUUGUCUGACACAUCAUGAUUCUAAGCCGAACCAUCGUUUUGUGUGUCCUCGUGACAGUUGUGACUAUAGAACUCAUAACAAAUCCUUAUUAAAGGUUCACUUGGCCUCGCAUUCAAUUGAAAGUUUUAAAUGCCCCGAAAAGGGUUGUGACUCCGUGGGAAAGAGUGAAUUUCACUUGAAAAGGCACAAAAAGAUUCAUCUACCCGAUGAUGAAGUACGAUUUUAUAAUUGCGAUCAAUGCAAAUUUAGGAGCAAGAUCAAGAGUCACAUAAAACGUCAUAUGCGUUGUCACAGUGGCGAGAAACCAUAUCAGUGCCCGUAUUGCGAUUUUCGUACCAAUGUCUUGGAGAAUCUGCGUAAACAUGUCCUUAAAACCGAUAAACAUCCAGGAAAAAGUAUGUACGAAUGCAAAAUUUGCGAAGAAACAGCUAAAGAUGGUCAAACAGAUGUCAAGGAUGUAUACAAAACGAACUCCUUUGCCGAAUACCAGAAACAUAUGGGAAAAAGUCAUGAUAAAUUUGUUAAGCCCGAUACAAUUCUAUAAAAUACAUUGAACACAAAUUUCAAAUCAUUGAAUAUCAUCAAAUAAUUUCAGUUGGAACAAUAUCUUCAUUUAAACAAGUUUUGAAAAUUUAAAAAUUAUGUUCCUUUUUUAAUACAAAAUACAUGUUUUAAAACACAACACCAAUAUUUUUAUACACA